GACGGCCAAACUUUUAACUUCGUUUUCUCUGAGAUUACCGGCAACGAAGAGAGAAGACAAAAAAAAGAGUUCCCAACAAAUCUUGAGAGAUGGCCCGUACCAAGCAAACCGCUCGUAAGUCAACUGGAGGAAAGGCUCCUAGGAAGCAACUUGCUACCAAGGCUGCCCGUAAGUCCGCCCCAACCACCGGUGGUGUGAAGAAGCCCCAUCGCUACCGUCCCGGAACUGUUGCCCUUCGUGAAAUUCGUAAGUACCAGAAGAGUACUGAGCUCCUUAUCAGGAAAUUGCCAUUCCAGAGGCUAGUCCGUGAAAUUGCGCAGGACUUCAAGACUGAUCUGCGUUUCCAGAGCCAUGCUGUUCUGGCUCUCCAGGAAGCUGCGGAGGCAUACCUUGUGGGUCUUUUCGAAGACACCAACCUGUGCGCCAUCCACGCCAAGCGUGUUACAAUCAUGCCCAAGGACAUCCAACUGGCUCGUAGGAUCAGGGGCGAGCGUGCUUAAGGGUCAAGUUUGAUGAUCUCAGUUAGGAACAAGAAAUUCUUGUUGGUUUUUAGGGAAGGUUGUGUUUUUUGUUUUCUAUUUUAUGUUCUUUCGGUAGGUAGAUAAAAAAGAUAGGAUGAUGCUAGUGGUAGGGUUUAAUGUAAUGUGAUUGUGAUGAAUGGGAUAUGGGGGCGGUGGGUGUCUGUCUAAUAUCUGGUCAUGGACAAACUUCAAAGUCUGGGUAUAUUCUGUUUAAAUGUGUUUUUCUUGGACAAAAUAUGCUCUGCCACGCUGUUGUGGCUUUGAACAUCUAUCUAUUAUCUGCCAUUCUAAGGUAGUUUGGUGUUGUAAUUCUCAGAUUGACUGUUUUAUGUAUUCUCGGUAAAUGACAAAGGGCCGUCGUUUUUGACUGUUUGAA
This is a messenger RNA of Theobroma umbraticum, 897 nucleotides long. RefSeq names its product histone H3.3. The record is from RefSeq and is a predicted model, not a curated record. Gene Ontology annotation, cellular component: nucleosome. NCBI's taxonomy places the organism in Eukaryota, Viridiplantae, Streptophyta, Magnoliopsida, Malvales, Malvaceae. Gene Ontology annotation, molecular function: protein heterodimerization activity; structural constituent of chromatin; DNA binding.